AUGAGGAGAGCAGAGCAUCGCCCGCGUCGUCUUGACGAUACACACCGGUUGAAGACCUACCACAGCGAUCGCGACUUCCCACUUGGCCCUGCCACUGCCCCGCUCGGUUCGCCAAGAGAAACCCGAAGCCACGUCGGCAGGGUCGAGAGAGAUCGUGAGCGCGAGCGAGAAAGGGAACGAAACCGCGAGCGUCCAAAGCCACGUCUUUUCGAGUCAGCUUCGACUAUUUCAUCGCAUUACCCUUCUUCUCGUUGUCGACAGGACAGUUUCGAGCACGUUCACAGGCAUGGGCGCACGCGAUCGCUUUCGGUGCCUCGGUCUUUCUCUCCGCCGCCCUCCGAUGAUGAAACAUCAGCACAGGAUUCGGAUGACCAAACGCGCAGGCUGAAAGCCAGACAGACGCCGAAGCCGAAGACCAGAGAUCGAGAGCAUUAUCCCUCUGGCCAUCGUCCAUCGCUUCAGUAUUACAAGAACGACCAAGCCAGUUGGUCAAGUCCGAGGCUAGCUGUAUGGCCGAAUGCCAGUUCAAGAGCACCAUCAAAGUCACCGGAGCCAGUUGAGCCAGUUCGGCGUAAAAGAAUGGACAGGGAGCUAAGGAGAGCUGUGUUUGAUCGUGACUCUUCGUUUCAUCAACUCAACGACGAGCGGGACUCGCUCUAUUCCACACCUUCGGAGCCGAACCUGCGGGCGAGGCACAACAUCGGCGUGGAUGAUGGCCUUGUUGGAUCGGGACUUGUGAGUCCGAGAAAGCCUAGUGGGUUAGCAAGAAGUAUGAGCGGCACAGGGACGUAUGACCAUGACGGGAGACAGGGAGGGUUGAGUUUGAGGAAACCGGGUACCUCUUCCAGGGCUCCUAGUGUUGCGCCUUCGUAUUACCACCCUGCCUUGGAAAGCGAUCAGUACACGGAGGUCCACGUCCUCAUCCUGACUUGGGCCUUCCAUGACCUUAAGGUUACCGACAGCGAUUCACACCCGUACUUGUUUGGCCCUGGCAGCGAAUUUGUCUCUCUUGAAGAGGAAACGCGACGACUCCGGGACACCUUCGAGUCCUACGGGUAUUUCGUUGACGACUGGGACAUUCCCAUGCGAGAUCCACUGAAAACUAUGUUGACCAAAUUGAAGCAGUUUGGCAAAUAUGCCAGAGACGACAGGCUUCUGAUUGUGUAUUACCAUGGGCAUGGAAGCUUGGACGAGAGAAGCGAGUUGGUCUUUAGCAGUCAUGAGCACCCAACGGAUCCGCAAUGGGCGCAAACAGCUGCGGCGGAGCUUUAUGCUGCCAUCUUAAGCCAGGAUGCUUGUCCCCAUCAUGGGAAGCCUACGACGCCGUAUCAUGAGUUGAUGAAGAAGUAUGAGCGCUACCGCCCGAUCUCCAAAGUGAAAUGGUCCGAUAUCCGAUCUGCCAUUCUCGGUAUCAACUCUGAUCUCUUGCUCAUCCUGGACUGUUGCGCUGCCGGCGGCGCCAAUCUCGACAUGGAACACUCUGACGCCACCGACACUUACCAUACCGAAGGACCCAGCGGCAAAAUCUACACCAAACACCUCCUUGCAGCCUGCGGUUUCGAGUCCAGUACCAGUGACGACAUGACCAGCGCUAUGUGCGAUGUUCUUGACGAGUGGCCAGGCCCGGACGGUGGUGGAUUGGAAAGCAGUGGGAUGUUGGUAUCGACGCACGGUGGGGGACCAGGUGGACAUGGAGGGUACGCGGGCAAGUGGCUUACGACACGGAAACUCCACCAGAUCGUCGAAUCGAAACUCCAACGCGAUGCGGCAAUGACAGCAGUAGGCCUCAGAAGCGCCAGCCAACCGAUCUUCAAGCAAUUGCUACCCGUCGACUUGCCAGAGCGGUACAUCACCCUGCCGAACUUGCAAGGGAAACAGCAAAGCUCGAGUCGAAACCAGAGCCGUGGCCGGCACCAGUCUUCCCAUCACAGCAGCCAGACAGCGAGCACCACGGACGGCGGCGAUACGAUCGUUGGCGGCAGCGCCAUGAACCCAGGGGUAGAGUACGGAAUCGACGACGCGAUACCUGGGAGCGCAACGCAAGUCGGCUUAGGAACUGCUCGUGCUCGAAGUCGAAGUCGGUUUUCGGCAAGGGAUUUGAGUCAGGGGAGAUUGUCAACACGGGCGGAAAGAGAUCGGGAGAGCGGGUUGCGGGAGAGGGAUGGAAGUGUGCGGGAUAGCGGAAGGGAUCGAGAGGGGAGUAUCAGCACGAUCAGAGAGCGUGACAGGGAUAGGGAGCGGGAGAGAGAUUCUCAUCGGGAUAGGGACAACGAGCGGGAGAGAGAUUCUCAUCGGGAUAGGGACAACGAGCGGGAGGAGAGAGAGGAGGGUUGGGAUGUAGUCAGUAUGCGCGAGGGCUUGAGGGAAAGGAUUGGGAAUGUUAGAGAGAGUGGGAGGGAUAGGGAUCGUGAGAGGGAUAGUUGGGAUCGGUAA
This is a messenger RNA of Sordaria macrospora k-hell, 2433 nucleotides long. RefSeq lists its product as uncharacterized. NCBI's taxonomy places the organism in Eukaryota, Fungi, Ascomycota, Sordariomycetes, Sordariales, Sordariaceae. The record is from RefSeq and is a predicted model, not a curated record.